AUGGACAGGCAAGACUCUAAUGGAGGACCUAUUCGACUACAUGGUGAUUCUCGAUCAACAACGACCACCUUUGGUGUGAUGGCUCCAACUGCUUUUACCCAGACGAGAGAGGCUGUCAACCAAGAGUUAGAUCGUUUGGAUGCGAAGGGAAUCAACAUGACCGAGGAUGAGACUAGGCGUUAUAGAGAAUUGUUAAAUAUUGCGACGGAACAAUCGCGAACACGUGACGGUAGGACUGCUGCAGUUGUGGCGCCUAGUACUGCAUACAGUUCAGCUGAAACAUCGAGGUUAUCUGCGGGAAAUCGCACAGAAACGUUGAUCGACGAUGUUGACGUAAGCCCUGGACGAAGCGCAAUGCGCGAGAAUAUAUCACCUGGAGAAUCAUAUGAACGAAAGAGUGUACAAUUCAAGGACGCCAAAGAUACAGAGCUACUGGAUUCACCAUCAAUUUAUGGUACCAAUGAAAUUUAUCGAGAUCCACGACAGCAACGGCUAAAUGAAUUACAGGAGCGACAGGAAACACAACGAGUACCAGACGGUCUGGGAUUCCGUGACAAAAUGCGAAUAUUCGCUACGCAACUUGGUGAGGGCACUCCAAAGCCUCGUUAUAGCGCUAGUAGCGCUGAACGACAAAUUCAAAACGAGCAGUGA
This is a messenger RNA of Strongylus vulgaris, 651 nucleotides long. NCBI's taxonomy places the organism in Eukaryota, Metazoa, Nematoda, Chromadorea, Rhabditida, Strongylidae. The record is from the annotation of a GenBank genome assembly.